CUCACAACGCACGCACCAAAACACGUGAUCCACAAACCUACUGUCCCCCCUCUCUCUGUCGUUUCUUCUUCCUGCCCUGCCCCUGCACUUAUAAAUCCCUAAACCUUCCAUCUUCCAAAAUAACCUCCAAUGGCGAAAACUUCAGAUCUCGAGCAGCCGCCGUACACGGCCUUGCCGGACCACCCCAGCCCCCCGCCGCCGCGCCGAAGGCUCUUCAACUUCUUCGCCAUUCUCUCUCUCCUUCUCCUCGUCUCUCUGGUUGCACUGAUCAACAAUCGGACCCCUCCGGCGCCUGCGCCGCCGUUUCGCCUUGCCAGAGGCGUCGCGGAAGGCGUCUCCGCCAAAUCGAACCCUUACUUUUCCGGUGGAGCCUUCAACUGGACCAACGACAUGUUCUCUUGGCAACGAACUGCCUUCCACUUUCAACCAGAGGGAAAUUGGAUGAACGAUCCCAAUGGUAUGUACCUUUCCAAAUGCGUUUUCCAUUUUUUUUUCCUUUUUCUUUUGGUUAAUUCGGAUUUUUCUGCAUAUUCUUCCAAUUUUCAUUGCGAUUAUUUUGGGUGUACGGGGAUGUGGGAAUGCGUCGAUUUCUACCCGAUAUCGGUCAACGGGUCGAAGGGUUUGGAUACGUCGGUGAGCGGGACGGGUGUGAAGCAUGUACUGAAGGCGAGUUUGGAUGACACAAAAGAGGAUCAUUAUGCAAUUGGGACAUAUUUUGGGGACAAUGAUACAUGGGUACCCGCCAACCCGGAAGAGGACGUGGGAAUCGGGUUGAAGUUGGAUUAUGGAAGGUAUUAUGCUUCCAAGACAUUUUAUGACCAAAACAAGGAGAGGAGAAUUCUGUGGGGUUGGAUUAACGAAACUGAUACCGAAGAAAAUGACUUGGAAAAAGGCUGGGCUUCUGUACAGACUGUUCCAAGGACAGUUGUAUUCGACCAGAAGACAGGGAGCAACAUAAUCCAGUGGCCGGUGGAAGAGGUGGAGAGCUUGAGAUUGGGCAGCACGGAUUUCAAUAGCGUAGUCGUCGGGCCUGGCUCCGUCGUGGAACUCAAAGUCGGCACCGCUACACAAUUGGACAUCUACGCGGAGUUCGAAGUGGAGGCGCUUGGGUCGGAGGAUGCCACCGGGUCCGGUGAUGGCUGCGGCGGCGGUGCGGCGGAGAGGAGUAGUUUGGGACCGUUCGGGGUGUUGGUUCUAGCUGAUGAAUCGCUUUCUGAGCUCACUCCCAUUUAUUUCAAUGUUGCCAAUUCCACUCGCCACGCUUACUUCUGCGCGGAUGAAAAAAGGUCAUCAAAAGCUCCAGAUGUUUUCAAACAAGUUUAUGGGAGCAGAAUUCCUGUUUUAGAGGGUGAAAAUUUCUCCAUGCGAGUAUUGGUGGAUCACUCAAUUGUGGAGAGUUUUGGACAAGGAGGGAGAAGAGUGAUAACAUCACGAAUAUACCCAACAGAAGCAAUAUAUGGGGCAGCGAAGCUCUUCAUUUUCAACAACGCCACAGCAGCAACUGUGAAGGCCACUGUGAAGGUAUGGCAGCUCAAUUCUGCCUUCAUCCACCCUUUUCUGAACCAACACAACCAGUACAUGGGGCACCUCAAUUCUGUCGCAAGCUUUGCAAAUUAAUGCUUCCCAUUCAUUUUGUUCUUUCUUGGACAGUUUUGAGAAUCUUGUGCUCAAUGUCAAAUUUUAUGUUUUUCACCAAUUAUAUGAUACAAGAAGAAGAAUCUGAACUA
Molecule: messenger RNA, 1727 nt
Organism: Momordica charantia (bitter melon)
Lineage: Eukaryota; Viridiplantae; Streptophyta; Magnoliopsida; Cucurbitales; Cucurbitaceae
Source: RefSeq, a predicted model, not a curated record